AGCUCCUAAGUGUUACCUGACCGUCAACUGAAUAACAUUUGAUUGUUUUUUCAUAAAUUUUAGUGAUUAUUGAAGAUAAAAUAAACAAGAUUAAAGUCUUAAUUAGAUUGGUAUCGAAAGACAAGUGCAUAUUUUUAAUUCUUCCUUUUUUUUUAAAUAAGCUUGUGACCGAUUAAUUACGCAACCGAUUGAGUGGUCACAGUAUAGCUUUUAUAAAUCCAACGAAUCACAUUCAAAUUGCAAUAGAAAUCCAUUAUGUUUGCCAUUGGUCUGUGCACUUUAAUUCGUCGUUGGUGAUUUUACAAAUGGUUGCAUUUCACCUAUAGAUAAGCGUCUAUAUUCGUUGACUUUGUUUCUUUUAAUUGUUAAUAAAUCCUAUUCAACGAAUUUUUCAUAUCAUUUGUGCAGUUUAACUAUUUGAUUUCAGAAAUGAAGAUUAGUAGCCACUAAACUGGCGCGAACGGUAAAAAAUAACGCAUAUAAUGAUCCCAUCGCCGAUGAUUGAUAAAAAUAACCUCUCAACUCUUUCAAACGAAAGCAGAGACACUGAGUAAAAAGUAUCCUAGAAAAUGCCCCCGAAAUUCAAAUUUCAGGAAGGUGAAAAAGUACUGUGUUUCCAUGGACCUCUUAUCUAUGAAGCCAAGUGUUUGAAGUCUGAAUUUUCAAAAGAAGAUAAACAAAUUAAAUAUCUGAUACACUACGCUGGCUGGAAUAAAAAUUGGGAUGAAUGGGUACCUGAAGACAGAGUUUUAAAGUUUAAUGAAGUCAAUGUUCAAAAACAACUAGAAGUUCAAAAGGUGCAUGCACAAUCAAGUGCAAGUAAACAAAAUAGAAAAAGUAGUGGAGCAUCAAAAAUUCAAACAAGAAAAAGUGAUACUAAUCGUGAAAAAGAAAAGGAUAGUGACAGUAGGGCAAGUACACCCGUGGCUCUGUUAGAGAGAACUCCAAGUCGUGCUAGCAAGUCUGGCAGUGCAGUCACACCAACGUCAUCAAGUGAUUCACCGCUGGAGGCUCCACGCAAGAAACGAGGGCGACCUGAGCCUUCGGACGAUGUUGUAGAGUAUCAUGUUAAAACUGAUAUAAAAAUCCCAAUACCUGAUGAUUUGAAGUGUUAUUUAAUUGAUGAAUGUGAUGUUAUCACAAAACAAAAAAAAUUACCUUCUUUGCCUAUGAGUACAACAGUUGACAAAAUUAUAGACAAUUAUGUUGAAGCAAUCGAAUCAGGAAAAAUUGAUUUGCAUAUAGAAAGUGCAAUAGAAGUAUCGAAGGGUAUUAAAGAAUAUUUCAACACUUCAAUAAAUGUACAAUUAUUGUAUGCUUGGGAAAAACCUCAAUUUGAAGAAAUGAUUCCAGAGGAUUCUGAUACUCAACCAAGUUCAUUGUAUGGACCUUACCAUUUGCUAAGGUUAUUUGUUAAACUGGCAGAUAUGCUGAAAUAUACAUUAUUCGAUGAAAAAAGCAAGGAGCUUCUAUUAAAACAUUUUCAUCAUUUUCUGAAAUAUUUAUCAGAUAAUAGUUCCACUCUCUUUAAUCUAAAUGAUUACAAGGAUCCUUUACCGGACUAUCGUAAAAAAUUCUCAAAAUGAACAUAAUUUCGAAAAUCUAAGAUUUAUUUUAUUUAGCAACACAAAACAGUCAUGAAAUAUCACAAAAGAUAUACUUUUUAUUCUCAUCAUUUCUUUAUAAAAAAGUGAAUAACAUAUAUAAAUUUACAUUAUCUUUUAUAAUCAAGUUGUAUAUGUAUAAAUUGCUCUGUGUUCUAUGUAUAUAAUUUCAACUGACUGUUGAGAUCACUAUUUACAUUAUAACUGUAAGGUAAAUCAAUUUAACAAAUAUUAAUAUACUGUAUAAUAACCGAUUUUUAUUAUGAAUAAUUAACGGGAAUCGUUGGAUAUACAAUUACAUUUGGACGUUUCAUUGAUUUUGCCUAGUAAUCGAUUUAUUACUUAAAUUAGCAGCUAAUUGAUCACUCAAAUGAGAAUAUAAAUUAAUCUAGGAAAAAGUAUGCUAACUACAUAAUGUCAAGUGUAAAACUACGUAACAAAGCCUUAAGUAUAUGUUGGACGUAACGAGCUUGUGUCCAUAUACAUAGCACGGCGUAAUCGGACGAUAAAGGCGGAGUACUUAUAAAGCAUAAGUAUCGCAAGCCUCCGCAAAUUCGCGUACAGAGCUCAUGCACACACAGACACCUGGUCGAACGGUGGCUUGCGGAGGUUUCU
Molecule: messenger RNA, 2219 nt
Organism: Phymastichus coffea
Lineage: Eukaryota; Metazoa; Arthropoda; Insecta; Hymenoptera; Eulophidae
Gene: MRG15
Product: mortality factor 4-like protein 1
Exons: 7
Coding region: 570-1586 (338 amino acids)
Biological process (GO): regulation of DNA-templated transcription; chromatin organization
Cellular component (GO): nucleus; NuA4 histone acetyltransferase complex
Source: RefSeq, a predicted model, not a curated record